Molecule: messenger RNA, 4190 nt
Organism: Pimephales promelas (fathead minnow)
Lineage: Eukaryota; Metazoa; Chordata; Actinopteri; Cypriniformes; Leuciscidae
Source: RefSeq, a predicted model, not a curated record
AGUUGCUGUCUGUCAGAGUGACUCUCCCUCUCUCUCUGCUGUAGGACUCGUGUACACGUGGAACUCUUCUGCGCGUGCUGCUUGUUUCCCUGGGUCCGUUUGGUUUUAACGCAUUCAGUCAAUCUUCCUCUCUCGACCACAUCCGUAGGACUUGAUACGUGCCCGACGAUGCUGGAUACGUUUACAGAAAAGACAAUAAAGUAAUUUCGCGACUUUUUGUAUUUUUCCAUAAACAUAUGGUAUUUUUCAACUAAUCAUCGGAAGUGACGCAGGAAUGAAUCCACAUUUGACAGCAUUUACUUCGGAUUAGUGUGUUUUUUUUGGGAAAUUUUGCGGGCGGCUGCUAAUGUUGCUCAGCUUCAGUGAGCAAGCACAGCUACGCUAUAGUGGUGGAGGACUUUUUAUAGAAUGUAAUCUAAUUUAUCGUCGAUUGUCUUUCGAACCGCAGAUUCUCUCCAAAAGACCUAAAAACGUGCAUGCUAAUAUCCUGAACUAUAUCAUAUUUCAGUCCACGGUCAACUGUACAUGAACGUUGCAUCUCGGUUGCGGCUGCAAAUGGUGUCGACUGGUUAGAGAUCUAACAUUUUGUGCAUCACCAGUGGAGGUGAUUUCUCAUCUAAUAAUGUAGAAGUAAUUCUCAAAUAAUGUAUUCAUACAUGCAGCUCACGCAUAUCGCUUGCAGGAGGAUGUCCGGUUAGAUCAGUCACAGUGGACUGUUUUAUAUAUGGAGGGAACGGUAGUGCCUUUUUUUUUUUUUUUUUGCCUAUUUAGAUGGUAAAUCACGCAAGUCCUGGUGUUAAGUCAUUCGAUUGUAAAGAGGCAGGUUACACUGGUUACUAUUGCUCCUCCUUUUGUUCGCCUUUGCGCUUGACAUCUUCAUCGUCCAUUAUUUUGAUUGUGAAGACCUCAACACUGAAUUGACUACUCAUGCUAUGAUCAUAUAGUGUCAGGAAUUCAAAUACUUCCUAUACAGAAUUGCUGUGAAAUGCCUCUACUGUAAUCAAGACUCUGUUACUUGAACUGCUCUCCAAGGAGACCUAUCGAGACUUGACAUCCAUUGACUGGUCUGGCUUGCGCAGAAGACUGCCUGCUCCACCAUGCGCCUGUCUCCCUUCCUGGCUGUUUUCCGGCCUGCUCUGCCCCUCAUUCUGGGCCUCUCUUUGGGCUGUAGCCUCAGUCUCCUGAUGGUGUCCUGGUCACAGGGGGACACCGAUGAGGCUUGUGGAGAUGAACUGGGAAAUGGGAGACUCGUACACAGUGGUCAUAUCAGGGAUCUCCAGGAUGGCCAAGAUGGGGAUGGGAAUGAGGACUUCCAGCCUCGCAUUGUGCCCUAUCACAAGGACCCCAACAAACCACACAAGAAAGUUCUCAGGACUCGCUAUAUCCACACGGAGCUGGGCAUCCGAGAACGGCUUCUGGUGGGCAUCCUGAGCUCACGCGCCACUCUGAAUACGCUAGGGGUGGCAGUCAAUAAAACGGUAGCUCACCAUUUUCACCGUACCUUCUUUUUCACUGGCCUACGGAGUGCAAAGGCACCGCACGGCAUGGCUGUUGUUGCUCAUGGUGAUGAUCGACCCGUAUGGCUGAUGUAUGAAACUAUACGGCACCUUCACCAACACCACGGCAAUGAAUAUGACUGGUUUUACCUUGCACAAGAUGAUACGUACACACAAGCUGAAAGGGUCAUGGAGCUGGUUAAUCAUCUCAGUGCGGGACAGGAUAUGUACAUGGGACGAGCAGAGGAGUUUAUCGGGGGUGAAGAACGUGCCCGAUAUUGCCAUGGUGGAUAUGGGUAUCUGUUGUCGCGUAGCUUGCUAGCCCGACUGCAGCCCCACCUGGACUCUUGUCGAAAUGACAUCCUCAGCGUCAGGCCAGAUGAGUGGCUUGGUCGCUGCAUCAUCGAUUACCUGGGUCUUAGCUGUGUGGAGAAGCAUCAGGAGAUGACCUACCGUUACUUUGAGCUGCAGAAGAACGUGGACCCUGAGCGCGAGGACAGUGCACAGUUUAAAGGCGCCUUCACCGUCCACCCCGUCUCUGAACCCUUCCUGAUGUAUCGCCUACACAAACGCUACAACCAGAUUGAACUGGACUGGACCUAUGCACAAAUUCAGCAGUUACAGAACCAGAUCAAUAACAUAAGUGAGCUCACUCCAGAGGGCAAAGCCGGAGCCACGUGGCCCAUCGGAAUCAACCCACCAUUCCGACCCAAAACCCGCUUUGAGGUGAUCAACUGGGAAUACUUCACUGAAGAGCAUAUUUAUUCAUGCGCUGACAGCUCUCCGAAGUGUGAGCUUCGGGGUGCGGACCGGGCAGAUGUCAAUUCAGUCCUGGAGACUGCAGUGGGCCGCCUGAAUGAGCGUUAUCAGCCCCAGUUGCGCUUCCGUAAGCAGCGUCUGCUGAACGGGUACCGACGCUUCGAUCCCACACGAGGCAUGGAGUAUGUGCUGGAUUUGGCCCUGGAAGCUUUUACCCAGAAGGGUCACAGUCAGGUCAUCGCCAAAAGGGUGAGUUUGCUGAAGCCGCUCAGUGCUGUCGAGAUCAUCCCUAUGCCAUAUGUGACAGAGGCAACACGAGUACAGGUCAUCCUCCCUGUGACGGCACACGACCAAGACUUUGUGGGUAACUUCCUUGACAUGUAUGUCAUGAAUGCUCUGGAUACCCAUGACAAUGCUCUGCUCACCUUCUUGUUUGUAUAUGACCCCUUCGAUGCCCAGCGAGUCAGCCAGACGGACGUCUUUGCCGGUGUCAAAGCCAUGAUUGGUGAGGUAGAGAAACGUUACAGUGAUGUAAAGAUUCCUUGGAUUAGUGUAAAGACGGAAGUUCCCUCACAGGUCAAGCUCAUGGACAUCAUCUCCAAGAAGCACCCAGUCGACACCUUGUUCUUCCUGGCCAGCGUAUGGACUGAGGUCAACGCCGACUUUCUCAACCGCUGCCGUAUGAACGCCAUCAGCAAUUGGCAGGUCUUCUUCCCAAUCCACUUUCAAGAGUACAGUCCCGCUCUGGUCUACCGCGACCAACAGCCUUCUGUCGCUUCAUCGUUUGCAUCUGAGGCGCUGCGCGAUGGCCACUUUGACCGCCACGUCUUUGAAGAAGCCUGCUUCUACAAUGCUGAUUACAUGGCUGCCCGCACAAAGAUGGCGGCUGACAUCUUGGACAAUGAUGAAUUGCUUGAGAGCAUGGACGUCUACGAGAUCUUUGUACGUUACUCUGGGCUGCACGUCUUUCGGGCUGUCGAGCCGGCGCUAGUUCAGAAGUAUGUGCACAGGGAAUGUAACCCGCGGUUCAGUGAGGACAUCUAUCACCGCUGCGUUCUUAGUAACCUCGAGGGGCUGGCCUCUCGAUCACACCUAGCAAUGGCUUUGUUUGAACAGGAGCAGGCUAACAGCACCUGAACUGACUACUACUGCAACAUUAAGAUGGAUUCAACUUUGAUUCUCCUUUAGGUGGCCUUAAAUGACCUACUGAUAUUGAUCGAGUAAAUUUCACCCUAAUGCUGUGAACAUCUCUGCAUAGUUCAUCCAGUGACUCAAUUCAAUUAAACACAGUGAAGUUACCUUGUUAAAGGGAUAGUUAACAUAAAAAUGAGAAUUCUGUCAUCAUUUACUCACCCUUGUAUCAUUUUCUUUCUUCUUCGGAUCAUAAUUUUUUUUUUAAGAAUGUCUUUGUUGUCCGUACAAUGAAUGUCAAAGGUGACCAAUUCAUCAAAAAAAUCACUUUUUUGUGAUCUGCAGGAAGAAAAUAAUGUAAUUCAAGUUCGAACCCAUUUUAAGUUGAGCAAACAUUGACUGAACUUCCAUUUUCUGGGUGAACAAUCCCUGUAAGGAUCUACAUAUAGUGGAACUGACUCAGAAAUGUGACUAAUUUAACCAGAGAUCAAUAUACAUGAAGUCUUCAUAAUUCACUUUAAAUAAAACCUGAAAAAUGGGUUUCACCUCGUUUACAUAAUUACAGAUGACUGAAUGCAGGAACCUCACGUUAGCAAGUGAAAUACAUAUAUACAUACUGUAUACAUAGUAAAAGAUGAAUUGUCAGACUUCUGAAGGUUAGUAGAGGUUCUAGUUUCAGCUAUGGAAGUAACUUGAGCCAUCUUUCUUCCUUCAGAUAUAUGAUUGUAUGACCUUUAAACAGAAUGUGCUGAAUAUUUCAGGAUUGAAUAAAUAAAUUAUCUGUGAAACCUGAUUAUGAUGCAA